UGGCGCUAUCUCUGGGGUAUACUGAUGAGUUCGAUGAUGGACGAAUCCCAGGUCCCUAUGACCGAGUAUGAGCAGAUUAAGUUCAAGAUGAAUCAAACGACUGACGAGUCACUAGAAGCCUCUCGACGGAUGAUGGCUUUAUGUGAGGAGGCCAAAGAGGCAGGGAUUUCUACACUGGUCAUGUUAGAUGAUCAAGGCGAACAAUUGGAUCGCAUAAAUGAGGGUAUGGAUCAGAUUAAUCAAGACAUGAAGGAUGCUGAAAGAAUCUGGAUGAUCUAAACAAAUGCUGCGGACUUUGCGUGUUGCCUUGGAAUAAAGUUAAAAAGAAAGAUGAUUAUACCAAACAACUAAAGGAUGAGGAUAUGCGGGGUGGGGACGGACCUCGAAUAAUUGUGGAUCAAAACGGCAUGGGUCCAACUGGUGGUUAUAUUACACGGUAUGUUGUAUAAAAGGUUUGUAUUGUACAAUUAUAUUUUCUGCUGAUAUUAAUGUAAUCAAUAAAGUUAGAAUAUCU
Molecule: messenger RNA, 514 nt
Organism: Schistosoma mattheei
Lineage: Eukaryota; Metazoa; Platyhelminthes; Trematoda; Strigeidida; Schistosomatidae
Source: the annotation of a GenBank genome assembly